Exophiala dermatitidis NIH/UT8656 is the source of this 1212-nucleotide messenger RNA. RefSeq lists its product as uncharacterized. The transcript has 3 exons. Gene Ontology annotation, molecular function: hydrolase activity, acting on ester bonds. The record is from RefSeq and is a predicted model, not a curated record. Bases 1 to 1212 code for a protein of 403 amino acids. Lineage: Eukaryota; Fungi; Ascomycota; Eurotiomycetes; Chaetothyriales; Herpotrichiellaceae.
AUGAAGACCCCAACAGCAUCGCUGGCUACAGCAAUAUAUCUAGCCCACUUGAUCUCUUCUGUCUCAGUGGCAGGUUUCGUUGUGCCUCGACACUCUUCCUCCUCCUCCUCCUCCUCCUCCUCGAACCGCGACCACAGCUCUCCCAGUGGCACGCCGUGGUCAGCAUCCAACUUCGAUUCCCUCAUCACCUUCGGCGACAGCUACACGGACGAAUCGCGACUCGGAUGGUUCAUCAACCACAACGGCUCCGCCCCACCAGCCGGGACAUUGUUGCCUGAGAGCAAUUCCACCGCAGGCGGAGGACGGACGUGGCCACGGUACGUGGUGCAGUAUACGGGCAGCACUGACAACAACGACGCAUGGACGCCCCAGAUGACGCUGUACAACUAUGCCGUGUCUGGAGCGGCGUGUUCGAAUGAAAUUACGCCACGCUGGUUCUCAACAAUCAACGCCCCCUUCCCAUCCGUUCUCGACUACGAAAUCCCCGCCUUCCGCGCCGACCUCAGUGCCACACGAUUCAACAGCACACCCCCCGAACCCUAUUUCACACCCUCGCUCACAGCCUCAUCAGCCGUAUAUGCCCUAUGGAUCGGCACCAACGACCUGGGAGUCUGGGCAUUUCUAACAGAUUCCCAAAUUCCUGGCAAAGUCCUCAGCGACUAUACAUCGUGCAUCUACGAGGUCUUUGACAAUCUAUACGCCAGCGGCGGACGGCGAUUCGUGCUGAUGAACACUGCGCCCCUAGAACUCGCGCCACUAUAUGCGAACGAGACACUUCACGGCGUCGGCGACAACCAGUACUGGCCGGACAAACCGAGCAAUUUAACGCAGAUCGCAGAGACUAUGCAUGAGUACACUUCGACUGUCAACACUGUGUUUCGGUAUCAGACGCCCUUUGAUAUUGCUAAAAACAGGUAUCCUGGGGCCGAGUUUGCAUUGUUUGAUGUCCACGGUUUGAUACUGGAUAUCUACAAUAAUCCUACGACUUACCUCAAUGGCACGGGCGUUGGACCCGGAAGUGAGAGUGUUUGGGGGUAUGAGAAUCAUUGUAAUGUUAAUCAGACGGUUUGUGUGAAAAGGGAGAAUGGAACGAAUCCAGAUGCGUUCUUGUGGUUUGAUGAGUUGCAUCCUAGUGAGCAAACGGAUCGGAUCAUCGCACGCCACUUUGUCGAUGUCUUGAAUGGGAACUCGACGUAUGCUACCUACUACUAG